Messenger RNA from Fundulus heteroclitus (mummichog), 5619 nucleotides. Its product is annotated as bone morphogenetic protein receptor type-2. Gene Ontology annotation, molecular function: ATP binding; transforming growth factor beta receptor activity. Gene Ontology annotation, cellular component: plasma membrane; signaling receptor complex. Bases 947 to 4102 code for a protein of 1051 amino acids. The record is from RefSeq and is a predicted model, not a curated record. Lineage: Eukaryota; Metazoa; Chordata; Actinopteri; Cyprinodontiformes; Fundulidae. The transcript has 13 exons. Gene Ontology annotation, biological process: vasculature development; BMP signaling pathway; cellular response to growth factor stimulus.
UGCGCCGCCCUUUCUCCCUCCUCCUGGCUGCUGGGCUGCGUGGGACCGUCCGCCGCGGCAGUAACUUGAUACCCGGAGACGAGCGGUCCAGACGAGCCCGCAAAACGAGGCGUUCCCAGCCGCCCCGGGAUCACAUCGACAGAUAACCAUCUCUUCCGUCCGCCAUCUCUCAGCACCGGGGAGGCGGGGGUGGAGGGAGGGGGGAACGAUCUCCGUCCACUGCUCACCGGAACAGCUCACCGUAGGCGCCGAUGACCCGCGAGUUGUUUUUUACGUUCUCCAGACUGGAACACGACACGGGACGCGCACAACUAACUGGCUAGCUCCGGGGCUAGCGUCAGUUAGCUAUCGGCUUUUAACAUUACACGAAUGAAAUUUAGGGCGUUUUUUUUUUUUUUUUAGAAGGCAGUUCUGUUGGCUUUUGAGAAGAAGAAGUGGACGUUUCAAAACAUUGUGUUAAACCACGGCGCAUUAACGCGUCGGUUAUUUUAGCGAUAUUUAGCAGCUUCGCCCCCAAGUUUUCUAGCAGCAGCCGGACUGUCGCUGCGGGCUGCUAGCAUGUUAGCCGCUGCCGGACGCAGACGCCGUGUUCCGGCAUCUCACAGAUGGAAGAUCCGCCGCGCGACGUCGCUGCUCGGCUGAUCUGUCCGCUCCGCACCGGGCUCCAAAGCGGGACUAUUUCACCUCCUUUCCGCCGCUCUCAUUAGUCCACCGACCCCAGCAACAAGAACAACAGCUACCCAUUUAAUAUAAAUAUAUAUAUAUGUAUAUUCUUUUAUUUUUUUAUGCAUUAGUUAUCAAUGUGUUGUGCUGUCUGGGAGCUCAGUUCAAGUUAUUGGGCUGACUUUAGAGGAAAUACGCGGAGGAACGGAGUAGAGGAGGACCAGAAGAGGUGCAGCAACGACUCGGAGGAGAGCCCCAAGGAACGAUACCAAAGUACGCUGCCAUGUCUGGGAGCCGAACAGCGAUGAAAUCUCUGGCGAGGUGUUGGUUUUGCCUCGCGAUCCUCCAGACUUCUGUGGCCGCUGCCCAGGGGGAGUUGAGGGAGUGCGCCUUCACGGACCAGCUCCAGCACGGGGAGGUGAAGCGGGUGACGGAGGGCGAAGGCUGGGUCUCCCCGGAGAACACCACCAUUCGCUGCGCCAAGGGCAAGCACUGCUUCGGCCUGUGGGAGAAAACCCUUCCCGGGGAGCUAAGGCUGGUCAAACAAGGUUGCUGGAGUCACCUGGCCGACAACCACGGCUGCCACGACGACCGCUGCGUGGUGACGGGCCUGCCCCAGCAGAUCCAGAACGGAACGUACCACUUCUGCUGCUGCGGCAGCGACAUGUGCAACGUCAACUUCACCGAGGACUUCCCGGUGCCGAGCCCCACGCCUCCGCAGCCACUCGCCCACGGAACACUGCGCCACGAGGAGACGGUUAUUAUCGCCCUGGCAACAGUCUCCGCGCUGGUUGUGGUCGCCGUAGCAGCCUUCUUUGGUUACCGCCUGAUGCACGGAGAUGGCAAACAAGGGCUGCACAACCUCAACAUGAUGGAGGCCGCCGGCUCCGAGAGCUCACUGGACCUUGACAAUCUCAAACUGCUGGAGCUGAUUGGCCGCGGCAGAUACGGCACCGUGUACUGCGGCUCCCUGGACGAGCGGCCCGUCGCCGUCAAAGUGUUCACAGCGGCCAAUCGGCAGAACUUCCUCAACGAGUGCUCCGUCUACCGUCUGCCGCUGCUGGAGCACGAUAACAUCGCCCGGUUCAUCGCUGCUGACGAGCGGACGGGCCCCGAGGGUCGCACGGAAUACCUGCUGGUCAUGGACUACUACCCGCAGGGCUCUCUGAGUCACUACCUGAGCAUCCAGACAAGCGACUGGGUCAACAGUUGUCGGUUGGCUCACUCCGUCACUCGAGGCUUGGCCUACCUUCACACAGAGCUCUUUAAAGGAGACCUGUACAAGCCGGCCGUCUCCCACCGGGACCUGAACAGCAGGAACGUCCUGGUCAGGGCCGACGGCACGUGCGUCAUCAUCGAUUUCGGCCUGUCCAUGAAGCUGACGGGGAACCGGCCGGCGCGCCACGGCGAGGAGGAGAACGCCGCUAUAAGUGAGGUGGGCACCAUCCGCUACAUGGCUCCAGAAGUGCUGGAAGGUGCUGUGAAUCUGAGGGACUGCGAGUCGGCGCUGAAGCAGGUGGACAUGUACGCGCUGGGCUUGGUCUACUGGGAGAUCUUCAUGAGAUGCACCGACCUUUUCCCCGGAGAAUCAGCGCCAGAAUACCAGAUGGCCUUUCAGGCAGAGGCGGGGAACCACCCCACGUUUGAGGACAUGCAGGUCCUGGUGUCCCGGGAGAAGCAGCGGCCCAAGUUCCCCGAGGCCUGGAAGGAGAACAGCCUGGCGGUUCGCUCGCUAAAAGAGACGAUGGAGGACUGCUGGGACCAGGACGCGGAGGCCCGCCUGACAGCUCAGUGCGCCGAGGAGCGGCUGGCGGAGCUGCUCCUCAUAUGGGACCGCUCCAAGUCCGUCAGUCCGACCCUCAACCCCAUGUCCACCACGCUGCACAACGAGAGAAAUCGCAUGACCCCCAAGUCGGGCCCCUACACGGACCACCCCUCCACCUACAUCGAAGAGCACGAGGGCGUGGCCAAGAACCAGCAGGCGGACCCCGCCGGCUCCUUGUCCGGCCGAGUCAGGGUGGGGACGGGGGAGCGGAACCGCAACUCCAUCAACCAGGAGCGCCAGCAGCAGGCCAACGCCCGCCUGCCCAGCCCAGAGAGCAGCAGCACCAGCAUGGGCCUGAGAGGCAGCCCGUCAGCCUCCACCACCACCACCACCAUCAUCUCUGAAUCCGAAGGGCCCCCGGGGGCCGGCGCAGUCCCCGUUUGCCUGCACCUGACCCAGGAGGAUCUGGAAACCACCAAGCUGGACCCUAAAGAGGUGGACAAGAACUUGAAGGAGAGCUCCGACGAGAAUCUGAUGGAGCACUCGCAGAAGCAGUUCUGCUCCCCCGACCCGCUGAGCCCCGGGAGCUCCAGCUUACUCUACCCCCUGAUCAAGAUGGCCAGCGAGGCCUCGGGAACACCGGAGCCCGCCGCGGCUCUGCCCCCUGCUAUCUUUCCCCUGCCCAAGCAGCAGAAUCUGCCAAAGAGGCCGUCCAGCCUGCCCCUGAGAAACAAGCCCACCAAGAAGGACUCCUCCUCCUCCUCUCUCAGGUUCAAGUUCGGACGCUCGGGGAAGUCCAACCUGCGGCAGGUGGAGGGAGCCAAGAUGAACGCUGGCGCAGGGGCGGGCCCAAACCCCGCGGAGGCUCAGCCGGGGGCGGGCACCAACAACCUCCCUGUUACGCGGGAAGCCCACGUCAACGGGGCCGCCAACGGGGGGCUCUCCUCCGCGGCGUCCGGCGGGGCGGGCGUGAUCCAGAACGGCGCCGCGCCUCCGAGGCCGGACGACGGCCGGCUCAGCCUGGGCGUGAUCACGGCCAGCCCCGACGAGCACGAGCCGCUCCUGAGCCGGGAGCGGGAGCCGCCCGACGCCCGGGCGGCGGCAGCGGCGGGCGUCGCCGCCCUGCGCUCGGCCCGGCCCAACGCCAACAACAACAACAGCAACACGGGGCACGGCCAGGGCGACGGCAACAGCGGCGGGGAGAGCGACGGCGGCGGCGAGGAGGAGGGCAGCGCCGAGGGGACGAGCAGGGAGACCACGGGGGAGAGCUCCGACACGGGUUACAUCUCCGCCGACCCCCCGAGGGACGCCACGGUCACCAUGAGGGGAGAGGCGCUGCUCAGGCAGCCCCGAGCGCGCAGACCGGAGAGACCCAACUCCCUGGACCUGUCGUUCACCACGCAGGACCUGGCCUCUCUAGGCGAGGGCUUGGUGAGACCCAGCGCGGCCUUGGGGACGGGAGAAAAAAUCAAGAAGCGCGUCAAAACGCCGUACUCUCUUAAAAAGUGGCGACCCACCACGUGGGUCAUCUCCACGGACAGCCGGGGUCCGGAGGUCAACAACAACGGGUCGGCCCGGGGGCAGGGGCACGCCGACAACGGGCCCAAGUCCGCCUCGGCCAUCUACCUGCAGGGCGGAGGCUCGGCCAGCGAGCCCAGUGACACGCAAGUGUGAAUUCGGACCUUCUACUUGGACUGAGACGAACAAAAGGGACUGUGUGGGGUGAAAAAAAGAAAAAAAAAACUAGCCCAGAACCGCUGCCCUGCUCUGAAUCGGACCCCGCGGAGUCGGUCGGGCCUGGUCCUGUACAGUAAUUAGGUCUGUCUCGCUCCCUCGUGUCUUUCUGACAGCAUCGCUUUAAACAGAAUCCAGCUAUGCAGCGUUCUCGUUCCUUUCUUCUUUCCCAGCCCCUUUGGUUUCCCCCCCCCCCCCCCAUAAAUAUAGCAGUUAAUCAAAUGGACUCACGUUUCCUCCCUACGUGCACUUUGAACCAACGAGAAAUCAGUGUUUCUGAGCCGCGUCUGCUGCGACCGCCACACACAGGUGGUCUCUAAACUUAAACGGCCGACGGCACACAAUCAGCCCCUCUCUUACUUUAGCUGUGGGGGAAUCACGUUUAAUGUAAGCUCUGUAAAAAAAGAAAAAAAACAUAGAUUUGAUGUCUUAAAGACGGAACAAACACUUUUUUUUUUGUUGUUCAUUUCCUUGAUCUGUAUGCAAUACCAUGCGUCUUUUAACCACGUAUCUUGUUUUUUGUAUCAUACUUUUUAACUGUGCAAUAGGAUGUAGUUUUUAGAUGCUUUUCGCGUUUUUACGGCUUCCAUUUAAAAGAAAAAAAAAAAGUUCUCAUCCAUAUUUUGAUACGUUAAUCUUUUUUGCACUUAUGAAUUGUCCCAAUCAUACUGUUUUUUUUUUUUUUGUUUUCGCUUUAUUUGAACAAUCUACGAGCAAUCUCCGUCCCCCCCGCGAGCUCCAGAGGAGAAAACGGACGACAAUCCUCUCUUUUCCUUCGACUCUGAGCCGCCUUUAAAGGUGCGGCGGCGGCGGCGGCGGCGCCCGGAAGACGGGUCCUUCCCGCCCCACACUACAAUCACCUGAAUGGAGCCUAUGGAGCAAUGUGCUACGUCACCUGACCUCACUGUGGACCGACCGAAACACUACAAAGCCCAGGUUCUGCUGUUCUGCGUUCGAAACCGGAUACUUUAAGAAAAAAACAACAACACUGAAGCAUGCUGGAUAUUAUUUCUGCUUCUAGUUCCUAUCCUCUUUGUUUGAAUGGAUGAUUCAGUGUGUGUGUGUGCGUGUGUGUCAGCAAGCAUCGUAUGUAGAGCCGUCACGGCCUGUACAGGCGCGCUUCAUCGUCGUCAUACUUAUCCCGAAGUGUCAGCGCCGCUUCGUGGCGUACGACAAGAUCUCGUUUAUGUUUUUGUAAUCUGUAAUUUGUAUUAAACAGGAAAUUAUGUGUAUUGCAUUAAUAUUUGCCUUUUUUUUUCUUUUUCUUUUGUUUUUAUGAAAGCCUGUCGUGCAUUCAAUGGACUCCAUUGCUAUGCGUCUGCUUGGUACAGUUUCUGUAAACACUUUCAAGUCAUUAUGGAAGAAAAUCUCAAUAAAUGUAUGAAAUAAUGCUCGGCUUCACGUGAGAUGGGCUUUUUUUCCUGUACUGUAAGUGAUGAUUAAAGAUGAAGAAAACA